Penicillium longicatenatum is the source of this 6345-nucleotide messenger RNA. RefSeq lists its product as uncharacterized. The coding region runs from base 1 to 6345 and encodes 2114 amino acids. Gene Ontology annotation, molecular function: protein binding. Gene Ontology annotation, cellular component: nucleus; cytoplasm. The record is from RefSeq and is a predicted model, not a curated record. NCBI's taxonomy places the organism in Eukaryota, Fungi, Ascomycota, Eurotiomycetes, Eurotiales, Aspergillaceae. The transcript has 5 exons.
AUGUCGGGCAGCGAGACUUACAGCGAGUCUGAUGCCAGCAUCAUCAAUAAAGAAGAUGUGAGCAACUACAACCCUGACAAUAUCCUUCCAGUAUCGAUAGAGGAGAUCAAGAGAAUUCGAGAGUGGCUGGAGCCAACUUCAUACGCCAUUGCUGGCGGCGAUUUCCGCAAGCAUCUCGCAUCCCACUCGCCGGGGACCGGACAGUGGCUUACUUCCACUGAUGAAUAUCGGCGAUGGCUUCAAGGAAAUGAAUGCGGCCUGCUCUGGGUAAAAGGUAUUCCUGGGUCAGGGAAAUCUGUUCACGCUGCCAAAUUGAUUGAUGACCUCGGCAAGGCGAACCCUAGCUGCCCAGUGCUGUUCUUCUUUUUUCGACAGAUUAUUGCGGCCAACCAUAACCCGCAAGCCCUGCUUCGAGAUUGGAUGGAUCAAGUCUUGAAGUAUAGCCCGCCACUACAACACAAGCUUUUCACCUAUAUCAAGGAUGAAAUGUCGUUAAGCUCAUUCUCGACGAGUGAUCUGUUAAAGGAUCUGCAGAUGGCAUUCCGUGCUCUGCCCGAUAAAGUCUUCUGUAUCGCCGAUGCGCUCGACGAGAUGGACACUGGAAAUGAUACCUUCAUCCAGGCCCUCGGGUCGCUUAGCCAGUGGAGGCCCAUGAAGGUUAAGGUCCUGGUCACGAGUCGACCUAUUCCCAGGCUCGAGAUUCUCAUGCUACAGACGCCAGCGCUCCAAAUCCGACUCGAGGAGCGACUCGUCGAUGUCGACAUCUCGACCUACGUGCAUACCGCGCUGUCAGGAUCACAUAUUCCUUACAGCGAGUGGAGUGUAAUCGUAAAUGCCGUACCUGGCCGGGCCAACGGUCUCUUUCUCUACGCAAAAUUGGCCAUGGAGGCCUUUCUUGAGCCAGGCGUCGACAUUGGGACCGUUUUAGCGAAUCUUCCUGCAGAUCUCAAUCUUCUUUACACCGAUCUAUUACGUGAACAUGCUAGGCGAUCCGGCGUAUCACCGAGCGUGCAGCACCUCCUUCUCCAGUCUGUUACGCAUGCAACAAGGCCGCUACGACUACUCGAACUCGCCGAGAUGUGUAGGGUGAUUGAAUACCCUGGGUUGGGCCAGGAUCUAAGGGCUAUGAAAGAACUUAUUAGGACUGCGUGUGGACCGCUUUUGGAGAUACUACCGGACGAGACGGUGUCCGUCAUUCACCAUUCCUUCACCGAGUACCUCAAUGGCGCUACACGAUCUAAGCACGAUAAUGGCCAUCUAGUGCUGCUACCAGGGCCAUCCCACGCCAAGCUUGCUCUAUCGUGCCUGCAGUAUUUGUUAGUGACUCACUGUCUUGAUGAAGUCGAGAUUACGAUUGAUGAUAGCGACGAGACAGAGGGCUAUAGUGAUGAGCCAUACAAUCAUAAGAAGUCUAAAUGGGUUCCGCACCAUAUAUGCGAGCUACGCAUCAAGUUUCCGUUCUUUAGGUAUGCUACUAGCAACUGGCACGUUCAUAUCCGAAACUCGGAGGCGGUGUGCCAUGCGCAAGAUGAGAUCAAUGAGCUUCUUGAGCAACUCUUUGGCGUGGAUAAGGUCAUAAAGGCAUGGCUCGAGGUGACCUGGCCCGGACGUGUAUCGAAUGCACGAAAGUUUUCAGCCCUACACCUCGCAGGGAGAUAUGGUCUUGUAGCAUAUACAAGGAAGCUCGUUGCGGAUUGGUCUGGCGACAUAGACACAUGCGACAUUACGGGCAAAACACCACUAUGGUGGGCUGCUUCUCAUGGCCAUGCUGCUACGGUGGGCGAAUUAAUAGCCGCGGGCGCGGACCCGGAUCAUCAAGAUGGAUUGAGUGGACGAAAACCACUGCACGAGGCUGCUAGUAAAGGUCAUGACGCAGUUGUAAAGGUCUUGCUGGAGGCUGGCGUUGACCCUUUGACAUCGGUAGGCCUCACCAACCAUGCGAAGGCCGCGGGCUACGCAAACUACGGUAGCGGGGAACUAGCCCUCGCACACGCAUGUGAACACGGGCAUGUAGAGGUGCUUGACGCAUUCUUACCAUACCUUGACCUCGAAGCAAUGCACAGCUGUCUAGCCUGGGCUGCGCGGACGGGGCAGGCCCGAGUCGUCAAACACAUGUUGUCACAGCCAGGUGUGGAGGUUGACACCAUGGUCCGCGGCAGCACUGCUCUGUUCAAGGCUUGCUUAAGUAGGGACCUGAAUACCGUGGAGGCAUUGAUCGGAGCUGGAGCUGACCCAGAGAUGUUGAAUGAACUUUGGGCGGAGCAAUUCGGAUCGGCCACGACAUCCAAGAAGCCGAACGGCUCCCAUGACCAGUUCACUUGUCUUCAUGCUCUCUGCGGCCUGCCCGGUUUCUCGCACUGCUAUGAUGAUUGGAACGAGGAUGACUGCCAUGAGAUAGCCACGCUCCUCAUCAAUGCUGGCGCUGAUGUUCACCGCCAGACUGAGGAUGGAACAACUGGGCUGCAUCAUGUCGUCGAGGUGUCUUACUAUUUGGCCCGGCUUCUCAUGGAGGCGGGAGCGUCGACUGAGGCGGUGGACUCCAAAGGUCGGACACCGCUCUAUUACUCGCGGGUCCCAGCUUGUGUCCCUCUCCUGGUGGAACAGGGCGGCGCCGACGUCAACGUCAGGGACGUAUACGGAGACACGCCCCUUCUCGCGGCCCUGGCAGAGCAUGAUAACGAACUCAAAGUACAGCUGCUCUUAGAGUGUGGGGCGAAUGCUGGCAUCCUCAACUCCGCCGGUGACAGCACCCUUCAUGUCGCACUCGAAAACUACGCGACACCGAGGAUAGUCAAUGCUCUCCUUAAAAACGGUGUUGGGCCAGAUGAACGCAAUCGCCAUGGCCAAACAGCCUUGAUGUGCUCGUUUGAGUCCCAGGAUGCCGAAGAAAUUUGGGCCCUAUUGCUGGCAGCGGGUGCAGACAUCAACGCGCGAGAUCGCGCCGGGCACAGCAUCUUCUGGCAUCGAAUCUCACAAAUGCCAAAGCCGAGAGAUGACGAGGAAAGCCAGCCUCCCGGCGAUUUAUCCUUCCUUCUUGGUCACGGGGCUUCUCCCCACUUGCGAGACUUUAGGGGAAGGACUUGUCUGCAUGAGGCUAUCAAAACGCAACCAAUUGGCUCUGAAAAGGGAACGGACACUCCACGUUUCGACUUCCUGCUGGCAAUCGGUCUUGACCAUACUAUAGUCGAUUACGAUGGCAACUCACUGCUCCAUGAGCUUGCAGCCAGAGAGGCAUCGAAAAAGGCAUAUGGCCGUGAGUGGGUAAAUCCGCUCUGGAAUCGACUUGUCUGCACCCUUGGUCUCGAUGUCAACCAGCAGAACCACCUAGGCCGCACGCCACUUCACGUUCUCUGUGAUGCAUAUCCCGACGAUGCUCAGCAUUAUGACGAUGAUCCUAUGCCCAUUGACUUCAUCAUCGCACAGAUGAAGAACAUCGAUACACCGGAUCAUGCCGGCAUGACAGCUUUGCACCUUGCGUCGGCCCGCACGGAAUAUUGUACUAAGAAACUCUUGAAGGCCGGCGCCAAUCCUCGAGCCAUUACCCAUGAAUACCUUACACCACUGCAUCUGGCUGCUCGCGCACAAGAGAGCAAUAUCGUCGGUAUGCUCGUGCGCUCGCUGCAUAAAUUGUCACGCCAGAAGCCACACACAAACUCGGAGGCCCUUCUCCCGAAUGAGGAUGGCGACAAACGUCGUAUUGACGGCAUCGAUGCGAAAGAUGUAAAUGGGCUUAGUCCGUUCUAUUACGCUGUCCGAAGCGGCAGACCUGAGACCGUCAUGAUCCUUUUCGAAGCAGGGGCGAAUGUGAACGCAGGCGGCAACCUGCUCAAAGCCUGCAGCGAUUUUGAAGAAGAGAACGCAUUUCGCAAGGCGACAUGCCACGUCAAUCAUGAUCCUCUAACGCAGAGGGAAGUCAGGUUAGAUGCCUCAAGCAAACAAGCAGUGUCCUCUUCUAUCAAUUCCCUCGGGCUUGAGUUGUUCACUAGCGACACGGCUAGGCUAGAGGAGAUUGUGACAUUGCUUGUUAACUUUGGUGCUGACCCUUUCGGGCUCGGAUCGAUGGGACAGCCCUAUGCUCGAGGGAUCAUAGGGGACUGUAUAUGGCAUGGCAAGGCGUACACAGCCAGCUGCAUUGUCGAUCGAGUUCCACGUUGCCUUUGGGUCGAGCCCGGCAAGUCAUCCCCUUACACUGCUAUCCUUGCCGUCAGCGCUCCUGCAUACGAUCCUACACUCGCCUCAUCGGAGAGCUUUCUACGGGUUGAGACCGGCGCACAGAACACUUACAUUUUCUUUUUGUUUCUACGUCAAAGACAGUAUCGACUGGUGAAGGAGCUUGCCAAGCGCGGCACGAGGUUUCUCCCGGAUCCUCGCGACAAGUACCAUUUCACGCACUUUGCGGUACUAGUCCAGCACGGUUUCGCCCUGCUAGUCAAGGAAAUUGGUAUUAUUGAGGCGAAACGCGCGCUCGGUCAAGGCGACUGGCACGCCUUUGGCGAUAGUUCCAAAGCAGGGCUGUGGUGCGCCAACCGGCCGGCGAACGAAAUGCAAGCAGAGGGACGAGUCGUGUAUUCCCUCGAGUCAGAUGUGCGAAACAUUCCAAAACCGUUCCUCCUCGAAGCCGUGCAGCGCGACCUUCCCAAUCAUGAGGUCGUUGUGUUGCUCGUCGAGGAGUUCCACGUGGACGUUAACGAGAGGAUUUGGGGUACAGAAUGGACAGGGCACGAUCGUAUACUUGCAUAUAGCGACUCGGCUCUUCAUCACGUUGCACAAGGCUUGCGCUGGUGGCAUGUUCACCAAGCCUUGAAAUAUCUCCUAAAGGUGCCGGGUAUCGACAUUAACCUCCGCGUCAAGGGUGGUCUCACACCUCUACACGUGGCGAUUAGUGGCGGGGAAGUCCUCAAACCUAGACCUCAUUCUUACGAUGCAGUGAAGCUCCUUAUAAAUUCUGGAGCCGACAUUCACGCCCUAACGAAGAGGGGCAAAAGUUGCCUCGGCAUGGCCCACCAUGAUGUCCUGAUGAUCCGCCUACUGAUGAAGCACGGAGCCAUCGUUAUGCCUGAUGACGUCGUAUCGGCAGUCGAGGCUGGUCAGGUCGAUGCACUCCGUGAGCUUUUGCACGCAAGAGAUGACGGAGCAUAUCCCGAUGUAGAUCUAGAUCCAGCAUUGCGCGCAGCGGGCAUGCUGUUCAUCAAACCGCACCCAGAUGAUGGUUUCUGUAGGCCGGAGGUUAACGAUAUCAUUGUUAAUGAGUGCAUUGAGAUCCUGAUCGACCACGGAGCGAACCCCCUUUCUAAUUACCUCUUUGUAGAAGGGGACCUCAGCUCAGGUUCGAGGCCGGUGUCCAUCCUUUUCCAAAAGGGAGCAUCGCCCUUAGACGCGACACCUGAUCAUCGUGAAGCGACUUUAUUGCACGAGCUGAUUUUAACUGUCGGAGGCUUUCAAACGCAACUGUUCCUAGUUCCCGGGCUUGAUGUCAACUACAGGAAUCCACAGGGACUCACUGUUCUGCAUGCUGCAUGCUUGAGAGCAGACUUUAUCGACAAACCGUGUCAUCCCAAGUACUCCACUGCUGACGAACUACAAGGCGAAACUGUUUUCCAGCGCCUGGUAGCACUUGGCGCCGAUCUCACUGCACAAGAUGCCCUUGGCCGAACGAUCUUGAUAUGCCUGCUUAGCCACAGGUGGACUAUCUCAUCGGAGUGGAGGGCAACUAUGAAGGCUAUGAUCCACCUGGCGCCGGAGCUGGUACAUCUUGUCGACUUUCAUGGCGAUACUGCGUUGAUGCAUGCUGUACGUCAGGCCGUGGAAUCAGCGGCUGAAACGGAGCCUAUACAUAGCCUGCUAUUAGCGGGUGCAUCCCCGCUAGCGAUAAACAAGCACGGCGAAGGUGUGCUGCACAUGCUGGCAAAUGAUCUCGGUACGGCGGAGCUUCGCCAAUUACUUAGAGAUCUCGUAAAUCGCGGGGCCGACAUCAACGGACGCAACGUGCUAGGCGAGACGCCACUAUUCAAGUUCGCUCGCCGGUACCCGCAAGGCUCCGGCGAUACGUACGACAGGGACUACAUGAAGCGAGAACUCCGAGGUGUCAAGUACGAGGUGCCGCGAGAGCAGGGGAGUAUAGCACUGCUACAGGAGCUAGGCGCCAACUUCUUCGUCACGGACAAUGCGGGUAGAGGGCUACUGCACGUCGCAGCGGCCGGCGAUGUCGUACGCUUCCAGGAGCUCAUGGACGUGGGCUUAGAUCCGAUGAUGGAGAACAACGUGCAGCAGACGGCGAUUGAUUUGGCAGCGGCUUCCUCGAACAACGCUGUCCUCGAGAUCUUUGAGAAAAAGGCCAGAAAGUAG